Messenger RNA from Penicillium canariense, 861 nucleotides. RefSeq lists its product as uncharacterized. NCBI's taxonomy places the organism in Eukaryota, Fungi, Ascomycota, Eurotiomycetes, Eurotiales, Aspergillaceae. Bases 1 to 861 code for a protein of 286 amino acids. The record is from RefSeq and is a predicted model, not a curated record. The transcript has 2 exons.
AUGGGAAAGAUCCCCCUCCAGGAGAAGCCCCCAAAUUCAACUUUUACAUUCGACCAGCUAUGGACGCUUGAGAAAAACUUCUGGGAUUCCUUUCUUUACCCAGCAAAUUUGAACCAAACCCAGGGCAAUCAAUCAACCGUAUUCGCGGCUGACGUUCAAGGUCGCGUUGACAUUACUCGUACAUUCGAUGGCGACGAGCUCAACCGCGAGUACAUCUUCGGCCUGUUCGCAGAUCCAGUACACGUCAGCCUUGUCGGUGUCCCGAUUUCUUAUAGCAUCACUCAAUUUGCUGCCAAUGACAACAUCGCCGCUGCGACCACCGUUGUGACAUUCAACGCCACCACCUUCGGUGUCCUGAUCCCUGUGACCAUUGAUACAUGGAUUGAAUUCAACUCGGACGGGAAGAUUGCCCAGUACGAUGCCGUGUUUCGCUGGUUCGAAUACUUGCUGGAUUUCCUGAUCGAAGGGGUUGCGACCAAGAUCAAUGCAACCUCCUCUGACCAAGCGGUCGCGUACGUGUCCGACUUGCUGGCCAAGACUAUAUGCGCCACCCACGAUCAGUAUUGCACGGGAUCAGACCAGCAAUAUAGUGAUAACGACGCGUGCUAUAAUUUCCUGACCCAGUCCAUUCGGUUUGGCAAGAGUUAUGAGCUUGGUCGGAAUACGUUGCUCUGUCGUGAGGUUCAUGAGCAUAUGGUCCAGUACCGGCCCGAUGUGCAUUGUGCGCAUAUUGGGCCUAGUGGCGGGGGCUACUGUGUGGAUGAUUUAAGCUAUGAGCAGACCGUUUUGCAACAGUAUUUCAAUAACUCGUGGAUUCCUUACGGUUACGGGACAGGCCAGGAUGUGUGGCUCAACGGUUGA